UCCAAUGGAAGUUACAGACAUUUGUAACAAUGGGUCCAAGGAUGCAAAAGAAGUGGGACACCCAAAUGAAUCAUCUAAACCAUCGAAUCUGCAUCUUCUUAAUACUAUGCGGGGCAUCCAUACUCCCAUACAUCGUCUACCUUUGUGCAUUACCAUCACAUACCAGUAGUGACGUGUUUCCACUCUUCGAUGAAAUAGGAGUGCGUCAAUUGUCAGCUCUGAAGGAACACAAGACAGUAGAUAACAGAUCUCCUAAAAGGUUGAAACGUUCAGGACAAGGCAAGGUUAAGAGUAACAAUGUGUCCAAUAUCCAUCAGAAAGCUAAAAGUGAUCAGACUAACCAUGCGUCCAACGAGAGGUCUGUCGAGAAAGCCGCCCAAUCCUAUCCAGUCUUACAACAUACUGCAUCUCGGCUUGUCUUUAAAGAAGCCAUCACAAAGUACUGGACUCCAAUAGAUGUGGUCAAUAUGGAUCUCCCUUUCACAAACAAGUCUUUGACACAUUACACUGGAAAUGGAACUAAGCUUAUUGUAAUUGAUCGACUUCCAGUCUGGAUGGAAUGGGCACUAAAAGGUUAUAUGCAAAUGUGCAGAUACAGCAACUGUUUGUUGUCGACGAAUGGCUCAUUGAGGACAGACGCAGACGCUGUGCUCUUUAAUGGACAAUCAAUGUCCCCCAAACCUCCACCCCGAACACCGGGGCAAGUGUGGGUGAUUUAUGCCUGGGAAAGUCCUUGUCAUCUUCCAAAAACAAUGUACAAACCAGAAUGGAAAAGAGAAUUAAAUUGGACAUUGACAUACCAAACAGACUCUGACCUCUUCUCGCCCGUGGGAAUGUUUGUACCAGUUCUGAAACCGCACUCCUAUCAUCAUCUUCUAAAUAUCGUGCAGCACAAGACGAAGGCAGUUGCAUGGUUUGUUAGCCAUUGUAGAACAGAAUCUAGACGAAUGGCAUAUGUCAAAAGGAUUCAGAAGAUAAUUGACGUUGACAUUUUUGGAAACUGUGGACCAAUGAAAUGUCCAAGAUCUGAUCCAAAAUGCUUAGGUAUGUUGCAGGAUACCUACUGGUUUUAUUUGUCAUUUGAAAACUCCUUCUGUAAAGACUACAUUACGGAAAAGUUGUACAAGGUUUUCAACGACGCCUGUGUCCCUGUAGUCCGGGGAGGUGCUGACUACAAACACCUUGUACCAAAUGGGACAUAUAUCGAUGCAGCCGACUUUGCCAGCCCGGAGGCACUGGGGAGGCAUCUUAAGUGGCUCAUGUCCAACACGUCAGCUUACAUGGACAUCCUCAUGCACAAGGAACAGUACCGGGUCCUCGGCUCAAAUCAUGGUAAACACAUGGCGUUGUGUGAACUUUGUUAUCGACUUAAUAACCUGGAAACACGAAGGAGCACACAGGCAGGUGUAGAGGAAUGGACUGAAGAAUGCCAUGCACCAACAGACCUUGGGUAGAUGAGACCAGAUGGUUGGAAGAUUAAUGUUAGGAAAUAAAGGAGUACUAUAUAUU
Messenger RNA from Haliotis rubra (blacklip abalone), 1509 nucleotides. RefSeq names its product alpha-(1,3)-fucosyltransferase C-like. Gene Ontology annotation, molecular function: alpha-(1->3)-fucosyltransferase activity. The transcript is spliced from 5 exons. Lineage: Eukaryota; Metazoa; Mollusca; Gastropoda; Lepetellida; Haliotidae. The record is from RefSeq and is a predicted model, not a curated record. Gene Ontology annotation, cellular component: membrane. The coding region runs from base 30 to 1454 and encodes 474 amino acids.